AUGGAUUAUUCAUACGAUAGUAUCAUGCCUAACUUUAGGCUCGAUGGUAGAUUAGCUAUCCUUACUGGUGGCUCUGGUGGCUUGGCAACAGUGAUCUCAAGAGCUCUUCUUGCUCAAGGUGCUGAGGUUGCACUUAUUGACAUGAACUUAGAGAGAACCAAAGCUGCCGCCAAGGAAGUUGAAGCAUGGGGCCAAGAGCACUUGAAAGGCAGACAUGAAGCUCCUGUUGUUGAAGUUAGUGCUUGGUCUUGUAAUAUUGCAGACGCUAGAUCUGUAGAAGAGACAUUCGCAGCAAUUAAUGAACAUCACAACAAAGUAGCAGAUCUUUUGAUCAACUCCGCUGGUUACUGUGAAAAUUUCCCUGCUGAAGAAUACCCUGCAACGAACGCUGAAGGUAUAAUGAAAGUCAACAGUUUGGGUGCCUUUUAUGUUUCGCAAUCAUUUGCUAGACCAUUGAUUGCCGAAAACAAGAAAGGUUCAAUAAUCUUGAUCGGAUCAAUGUCUGGUACCAUCGUUAAUGACCCUCAGCCACAGUCUAUGUACAACAUGUCUAAAGCUGGUGUUAUUCACUUGACUAGGUCUUUAGCUUGUGAAUGGGCUAAAUAUAAUAUCAGAGUCAACACUUUAUCACCAGGUUACAUCUUAACGCCGUUGACUAGAAAUGUGAUCUCUGGUCACACUGAGAUGAAGGAGGCUUGGGAAGCAAAGGUUCCAAUGAAGAGAAUGGCUGAGCCGAAGGAAUUUGUCGGUUCUAUUUUGUAUUUGGCAAGUGAAACUGCUUCUUCCUACACUACUGGUCAUAAUUUGGUUGUUGACGGUGGUUACGAAUGCUGGUGA
Messenger RNA from Priceomyces carsonii, 837 nucleotides. It is a transcript of the gene ARD, whose product is annotated as Ardp. The record is from RefSeq and is a predicted model, not a curated record. Gene Ontology annotation, molecular function: oxidoreductase activity, acting on the CH-OH group of donors, NAD or NADP as acceptor. The transcript has a single exon. The coding region runs from base 1 to 837 and encodes 278 amino acids. Lineage: Eukaryota; Fungi; Ascomycota; Pichiomycetes; Serinales; Debaryomycetaceae.